Molecule: messenger RNA, 6015 nt
Organism: Lasiodiplodia theobromae
Lineage: Eukaryota; Fungi; Ascomycota; Dothideomycetes; Botryosphaeriales; Botryosphaeriaceae
Product: Phosphatidylinositol 3-kinase tor2 protein
Exons: 21
Coding region: 1-6015 (2004 amino acids)
Biological process (GO): TOR signaling; negative regulation of macroautophagy; protein phosphorylation
Cellular component (GO): nucleus; TORC1 complex; TORC2 complex
Molecular function (GO): protein binding; protein-containing complex binding; protein serine/threonine kinase activity
Source: RefSeq, a predicted model, not a curated record
AUGGCGCAAGCUUCGCCGGAGACCGUCGACCGGCUGUUCAACGAGCUGAAGUCAAGGAGUGCCGAAGCCAGAGAGAAUGCCGCGAAGGCACUGCGCCAGAGCCUCGAGGCUGCUCAUCGAGAGUUGCCUCCGGGCCAGUUCGCGAAUUAUUACGACCGCGUAUGCAACCGCAUAAACGCCCUCGUCGUCCAGGGCAAUGAGACGAAUGAGCGCCUGGGAGGAAUCCAAGCAUUAGACCAGCUCAUCGACUUCAAGGGCGACGACGCUGGCCAGAAGACCACGCGAUUCGCAAGCUACCUGCGCGCCAUAUCGCAGGGGAAUGACAAUGCCGCUAUCGAUGCCGCGUCGCAUGCUCUGGGAAGGUUGGCGAAGCCCGGCGGCACUCUCACCGCAGAGCUGGUGGAAGCCGAGGUGAAGAGUGCAUUGGAGUGGCUGCAGAUGGAUCGCCAGGAGAACCGUCGCUUCGCCGCCGUGUCGAAUUUGAGAGAGCUUGCAAAGAACUCGCCCACGCUCAUGUACCAGUGGGUCCCCCAAAUAUUCGAAGUCAUCUGGUAUGCGCUGCGGGAUCCAAAGGUCCGCAUCCGCCAGGCGGCUGCCGAGGCCAUCAGCUCCUGCUUGGAGAUUAUCUCGGCGCGCGAUCAGCAAAUGCGGAACCAUUUCUUCGGUAAGGUCUAUGACCAGGUCCUGACCGGAUUCACGGUGAAUACCGUGGAGUCAAUACACGGAGCAAUACUGGCCAUGAAAGAGCUUCUCCGGAGAGGUGCCAUGUUCAUGCAUGGGUCCCGAUACAUCGAAGCUUGCAACAACGUGCUGAGAUACAAGGAUCACCGUGACGCACUCAUCAGGCAGGAGGGCCUUCUCAGAGAAGAGAACAAGGACCGUAGCGCAGCAUUCAUAGUUGUGGGGAAGAUUGCUGGAGCAGUUGGAAGCCACUUCGGAAAGUACAUUGACGGCACCCUGACGGUCAUCAAGAACACCCUCAUCCGCAAGACACGCUACCGAGCCCAGGAAGAGCCGGCUAUCUUCGAAUGUCUCAGCAUGCUUUCGAUAGCUGUUGAGCAGGCCCUCAGCAAGCACGUGGACUCGCUUCUGGACCCGAUGUUCUCCUGCGGACUGAGCGAUCCUCUCACCCAAUGUCUCGUUGACAUGGCCCAUUACGUCCCUUCCAGUAGAGCAGCCAUCCAGGAGCGUCUGCUCGAUCUUCUCAGCCAAGUUUUGUGUGGCCGCUCGUUCAUCUCUAUGGAAAUCAUCAGGCAGAAAGAGGCUGAGAUUGCCCUGGCACUUAAAACUCUUGGCGAGUUUAAUUUCUCUGGCCACGUGCUGAACGAAUUCGUGCGGGAUGUUGCUAUCAAGUACGUCGAGGCAGACAACAGGGAGAUUCGGAAAGCUGCCGCGCUCACCGCAUGCCAACUUUUCAUCGGCGACCCCAUAGUGACCCAGACGAACGUGGAUCCAGACAUCCGUCAUACUGUGCUCAGGGCACUCGACUACCGCUUUGACCGCCAUUUGGUGGUUGCCUCGCCAAAGUUGAUCAAACCUUAUGUUGAUCCUAUGAUCACCGCUAUCGGCGAUCUUGCAACUGUGGGCGGCGACGACAUGAAGCAGUACAUCCCCGAGUUGAUGGAUAUCAUAAUCGAGAAUCUCCAGGACCUCAGCUCAGAGUCGAAACGGAUGGCAGCUCUUAUUGCGCUCAGUCAGCUGGCUUCAAAUGCUGGCUAUGUCAUAGAGCCUUACAAAGAGCACUCGGAACUUCUGACGAUCCUCAUCAAUAUUAAGAUCGUCGAGAAAUCUCCAGAGCACAACUUGCAGGCAGAGGCUCAAGCUGUCACCGAUGUCUCAUUGAUCAUGAGUGGUAUCACACCAUCAAACGAGGAGUUCUAUCCAACUGUCGUCAUCAACACCCUCAUGGGACUUCUCAAAGACACAUCGUUGGCACAGUAUCAUUCGGCUGUCGUUGAUGCAGUGAUGAACAUUUACGCCACAAUGGGUCUGAAGUGCGUGCCAUUCCUGCCGCAAGUUGUACCAGGUUUUCUGGGCGUCAUCCGAGGAGCACCAGCGGGACGUGUGGAAGGCUACUUCAACCAACUGAGCCAACUCGUGAGAAUCGAAUUCUGGAGCGGAGAAUUCAAGAUUUACCUCGCCAAUGUUCUGCCGUUGAUGCUGGAGGAGUACAUGCACUUGAUUAUACCGGUCAUUGUUCGCAUGUUCGACAAGCCUGGACAGCCGCAUGGCCUACGGAAGUCGGCUAUUGAGACCAUUGGCCGCCUUUCGAGGCAAGUCAACAUCUCAGAGUUCGCCGCCAUGAUCAUUCACCCACUCUCGAGAGUGCUUGCCGGCAAUGACAUCGCUCUUAAGCAAACAGCCCUUGACACAUUGUCCGCUCUAAUCUUCCAACUUGGUCCUGACUACAUUCACUUCAUUCCCACUAUCAACAAGAUCCUUGUCACACACAAGGAUCUGAGUCCGGACGAACGGUACGGCGAUGACGACGAGGACCUCAAUGCUACAGAGAUCUCAACAAAGAAGCUGGCAGUCAACCAGCAACAUCUCAAAAACGCUUGGGACGCCACUCAGAAGACUACUCGCGAGGACUGGAUCGAAUGGAUGAGACGAUUCAGUGUCGAACUACUGCGGGAGUCUCCUCAGCAGGCUCUUCGCGCUUGCACGCCUUUGGCAAGCGUCUACAACCCUAUCGCUAAGAGUCUGUUCAACUCGGCCUUCGUGUCCUGUUGGACUGAACUUUAUGAUCAGUAUCAAGAAGAGCUCAUUCUUCUCAACCUUGCCGAAUUCAUGGAGCAUGAUGACAAAGCGCUUCCAAUCGACGUCCGCACCCUCGGCAUGUACGCUGCCAGGUGCCAUGCAUACGCGAAGGCUUUGCAUUACAAGGAGCUUGAGUUCAACGCGGAGCAAAACGCUCGUGCCGUCGAGGCCCUCAUUAGUAUCAAUAAUCAGCUGCAACAGACCGAUGCCGCAUUUGGUAUUUUGAGGAAGGCCCAGAACUACCAAGACGUCGAGCUCAAGGAAACCUGGUUUGAGAAGCUCGAGAAGUGGGAGGAGGCCCUUAAGUCCUAUCAAAGGCGUGAGAAGGACGAGCCUGAUUCAUUCGAGAUUACUAUGGACAAGUGGAUCCACGCUCCGCAGGAAUACCGGAGAUCCAUCGCUCCUCUAGCCGCUGCUGCUGCUUGGGGCCUUGGACAGUGGGAGCUUAUGGAUCAGUACCUGUCAGUGAUGAAGUCAUCGUCUCCAGAUUGGUCAUACUAUGGCGCCAUUUUGGCCAUUCACCGCAAUCAGUUCGAGGAGGCCCAGAAGCACAUCACAAAGACGCGCGACGGUCUCGACACCCAGCUCAGCGCUGUCUUUGGCGAAUCUUACCAGCGUGCUUAUCUACCGCUGGUGCGUGUGCAGAUGCUCGCUGAGCUUGAGGAGAUUAUCACCUACAAGCAGAACAGCAACAACCCAGAGAAGCAAGCAAGCAUGCGUGCAACCUGGAUGAAGCGUCUGCUCGGCUGCCAGCCAAACCCGGAGAUCUGGCAGAGAAUGCUCAAGUUCACCAACCUCUGCCGGAAGAACCAGAGGGUGGGUCUCGCUGAGAAGUCGCUGCGUUCCCUGCUUGGUGGCACUCAUGAAGACAUCUUCGCCUACGUUCGGAACCACGCCCACGAGAUACCACAUCCUAUUUCCUACGCCGUUUUCAAAUUCAUGUGGUCGUCGGAUCGCAAUGAGGAGGCACUAGAUCUACUUAAAGACUUUACUUCUCGCGUUGCAGAUGACCUUCAGAUCAGAUCCAAGGACGCCAUGGGACAGAACGGUCUUGUGAAUGGCAUGCACGGUCUGAACAUGAAUGGCUCUGGAAUGGUGAACGGUACUAGCCAGGCGCCAGGCGCAAAUCAUUUCGAUCUGGCGGAGACUCAGAAACUCCUUGCCAAAUGCUACCUCAAGCAGGGCGAAUGGCAGACACACCUACACAAUGGCGACUGGACGCACGAGCACGUGCACGAGGUCCUGUCUGCUUAUGCUGCGGCCACACGAUACAAUCAGAACUGGUACAAGGCAUGGCAUGCAUGGGCAUUGGCUAACUUCGAGGUUGUCAACGCCAUGUCGCCGCAGGCCGACAGAUCCACACCGGACCUUCCUGCCAGUGCUGUACACGAGCACAUCGUUCCCGCCAUCCAUGGUUUCUUCAAGUCCAUCUCCCUCUCCUCUGCCAGUUCUCUGCAAGAUACCCUCCGUCUUCUUACCCUCUGGUUCGCUCACGGAGGCCAUCCCGAGGUUAACACAGCUGUCACAGAAGGUCUCUUGGCGCGUAUCAACCAGCCAAACGUCAGGGUUCGCCAGUCGAUUCACAACCUCUUGUCCGACGUCGGACAUGUCACCCGUCGUUCGCGCUCAGCAACAGCUCUCAUGGAUGCGAUGCGACAACACUCCCCCAGGCUCGUGGACCAGGCUGAUUUGUGGCAUGAGGGUCUGGAAGAGGCUUCAAGGUUGUACUUCGGUGACCGCAACAUCGAAGGCAUGUUUGCAACUCUUGCGCCGCUCCAUGCUAUGCUCGACAAGGGCCCAGAGACUCUUCGCGAGAUCUCAUUCAUCCAAUCGUUUGGGCGCGAGCUCCAAGAGGCACGCGACUGGUGCCAGACUUUCAGAAAUUCUGGUGAAGAGGGUGACUUGAACCAAGCUUGGGACCUGUACUACCAAGUCUUCCGGAAGAUCGCUCGUCAGCUACCCUCUCUGAUGACUCUCGAACUUCAAUACGUCUCACCAAAGCUCAAGGCUGUACAUGACUUGGACCUGGCCGUACCUGGCACAUACCAGAGUGGAAAGCCUAUCAUCCGGAUCCAGUCGUUCGAUCCUGUUUCUACUGUUAUUCAGUCUAAGCAGAGACCGAGAAGGUUGGUGAUCAAGGGAAGCGAUGGUGUCAACUACAUGUACGCUCUGAAAGGUCACGAGGAUAUUCGUCAGGACGAGCGUGUCAUGCAACUUUUCGGCCUGGUCAACACUCUUCUUGACCAUGAUGCUGAAUCCCGGAAGCGUCAUCUCAACAUCCAGCGGUAUCCUGCGAUUCCUCUGUCCACCCAAUCCGGUCUUCUGGGAUGGGUGCCGAACAGCGAUACCCUCCAUGUGCUCAUCCGUGAAUACCGCGAGAGCCGCAAGAUCCUUCUCAACAUUGAGCACCGUAUUAUGUUGCAGAUGGCUCCAGACUACGACUGCUUGACACUAAUGCAGAAGGUCGAGGUGUUCGGCUACGCUCUAGACAACACAACUGGUCAAGAUCUCUACCGUGUGCUCUGGCUUAAGAGUAAGAGUUCUGAGGCAUGGCUUGACCGCCGUACCAACUACACUCGGUCUCUGGCUGUCAUGUCCAUGGUUGGAUACAUUCUGGGUCUUGGUGACCGUCAUCCUUCCAACUUGAUGCUCGAUAAGGUUACCGGCAAGAUCAUCCAUAUCGAUUUCGGUGACUGCUUCGAGGUGGCAAUGCACCGCGAGAAAUAUCCUGAGAGGGUACCGUUCCGUUUGACGAGAAUGUUGACGUACGCCAUGGAAGUCAGCAACAUCGAGGGCAGCUACCGCACGACCUGCGAGCAUGUCAUGCGUGUGUUGAGGAGCAACAAGGAGUCCGUCAUGGCUGUACUUGAAGCAUUCAUCCACGAUCCCCUCCUCAACUGGCGCCUUGGUACGCGUGAAUCUCCUCCGGAACCUUCGUUCUCCUCGCAGCGCCGCGCUUCCAUCAUCGGUGCCGAUGUCGUUCCUGGCGAUCGUCCCGAAUCGUCCUUCCGUCCCCGCCACCGGUCCAGUAUUGUGCCGCCCGGUACAGGCGGGCCGAAUGAGCCAGAGGCCAGGGAGGAGCAGAACGCCCGAGCGCUACAGGUUUUGUCGCGCGUCAAGCAGAAGUUAACAGGUCGCGACUUCAAGCCUCAAGAGGAGCUAAACGUCAACAACCAAGUGGACCGGCUCAUUCGGGAGGCGACGAAUCUAGAGAACCUGUGCCAGCAUUACAUUGGUUGGUGCAGUUUCUGGUAG